Molecule: messenger RNA, 1680 nt
Organism: Acaulospora morrowiae
Lineage: Eukaryota; Fungi; Glomeromycota; Glomeromycetes; Diversisporales; Acaulosporaceae
Source: the annotation of a GenBank genome assembly
AUGAAGGAUUCACAAGCAACAUUACUUCCACAUAAACCGCAUGCGCAUGCCCAAGUAGAGUUAAAGAUAUCCUGCACAGAUUUACCUAACUUGGAUUAUAUAUCGAAAACCGAUCCUCAAGUCAUAUUGUUGAGUAAGGACCAGAGAACUCAAAAAUGGAGUAAUACACCGCAUGCAACUGAAGUUAUUGAGAACAAUUUGGAUCCGAAAUUUGUGAAAGGCAUCGUGGUGGAUUACCUUUUCGAGGAACUUCAGCAGUAUAGAUUUAUAACCGUUAACGUAAAUGACAAGCGAAAUCAAGACUGGAGAGAUCAAGAAUUUAUUGGGCAAUUCGAUUGUGAUCUUGGAUCAAUACUGGGUAGUCCAGGAGGUAAGAUUAAGGGAAGACUGAUCUCCCCAAAACAUCAUGGAAAAAAACGUGGAUUCAUAAUUAUAACGGCCGAAGAGGUCAGCAGCUCCAAGAGGGAGGCAAAGCUCCAAUUCCGUGCUCAUAAUGUUGGAAAGGGUGGCCUGUUUGAGACGAAACCGAACUUGUUCUUUACUUUCAGCAGGAUCAACGAAGACAAAACAUUUUCGCCGGUUUAUGAAUCAAUUGAUGUUACAUCAACAAGUCCCUUGUGGCCGGCAUUUACCAUCCGAGAAUCUACUUUGUGUAAUGGAGACCCAAAUAGAACCAUAAUGUUUCAAGUACAUCAACGUAAAAAGAAUGACACACCCUCAAUUCAAGGCCAAUACUCGCUUACCCUCCGAGAAAUAAUGACCGGAAAUCGCAGAUUUCCUCUGCAGUCACCUUCUGGUCAUACCAAAAAAAAUGCAUAUAUCGAAAUUCUUCAAGCGCAAAUCGAAGAACCACCAACGUUCUUAGAUUAUAUUAUUGGAGGUAUGCGAGUGAAUCUCGUGGUAGCUAUCGAUUUCACCACGUCGAAUGGAGACCCUAGAUCAUUAAAGAGUUUACAUUAUGCAUGCGGCACGAAGGAUAAUGACUACCAGAAAGCAAUUCGGAAUGUCGGAAGCAUAUUGGAGAGUUACGAUCAUAAUAGAAGGUUUCCGGUAUACGGAUUUGGUGGUAAAUUCAAUGGUGUACUUUCUCACGUAUAUCCAUUGAAUAACAAUAUGCGUAAUCCCGAGGUUGAAGGAGUUGGUGGGAUAUUAGCAGUAUACUUGAAAACGAUCAGAUCUGUGGAAUUAUAUGGUCCCACAUGUUUCUCGCCGGUUAUAGAGCAAACGAUAAAUAAAAUAGAAGAAAAAUUAAAGACCGGAGACGUCGAUGGGGUAAUUACAGAUAUGGAAGCUACUAUACGGGCAAUAAUAAAGGCCAGUGCUCUUCCUCUGUCCAUAGUUAUUGUUGGUGUGGGUAAUGCCGAUUUCACAGCUAUGAACAUUCUUGAUUCGGACGAUCAUCCAUUAACGCAAGCGUCCAACAACAAAAAGGGACAACCUUUAAAAUCGCAAAGAGAUAUUGUACAAUUUAUUGCAUUGAGAGAUUUCCAGUCGAAAACGGCACAUCACCAUUUACCCAGAGCUGUGCUAGAAGAGAUUCCCGGUCAGUUCAUGAGCUAUAUGAAGAAAAAUAAUAUAAAACCAUCUCCCCCUGUUUAUGUGAAGGCAGAAGAAUUAUUGGUCAGCAGUAAAUUUGACGUCGAGCGAUUUGAUGAGUCACCACCCUAUUAUAGUGAUUAA